Messenger RNA from Lactuca virosa, 1065 nucleotides. The record is from the annotation of a GenBank genome assembly. NCBI's taxonomy places the organism in Eukaryota, Viridiplantae, Streptophyta, Magnoliopsida, Asterales, Asteraceae.
AUGUGGAAUGAUUUUGUAAAGCAAAAGUCCAAGCCCGAAUUUAAGGAAAUAAGAGUGAAAGCAACAGCAAGUGUGAUGAUGAACAAGAACCCGUCCCGUUUAGGCCCACAAGGGUAUCGUGGCAUGCGACCUCGAUGGGAGCAAGAGAUGGAGUCUGGUGUAUUGACAAAAGCCCACCAGAUAUCAAGCGAACGAGCAAGGGAUUAUAUAUUUGCUCGGUUAAAAUGCGAUUCCUCAGGGGCAUUGAUUGUAACACCAGAUAUGGAGCCCUUGGUGGAUAAUAUUGUAGAGAAAGAAAAGCAAGUAUCUCAAGGAGACUUGGAGAUUAGACCAGGAUCCGAUCUAUUGGUUGAGGUUUUAGGACCAGAGCAUCCUGGUCGUAUGAGGGCAAUCGGGUACAAUGUUGGAUUGAAGCAAUCUAUACUAGGGAUUAAAGAGAAAAAUAGGAAAAAACAUGAGAUACUAGAUUUGAAAGAGAUGAAGGCUAAGCAAGAGGAACAUGCCAAAUCGAUUGCUGACAUGGAAGAUAAGAUCGCCUCAUUACUACGUGAGAUUGCUAAGAAUAAUGAUGACACUGUUACAAGCCCAAGCCCAGUGGUGAACAAAACUAGUCUUGAAUCGACACCAGUGGUGGAUGCAUUAGAUAAAAUAUCAGUUCCUACAGAGUGUGAGUUGUUGCUACCUUACGGCAUGGUGCAAAGAAGAUGUGCCAAGGGACGCGUCCACCCAUUUGGAAAUGGGAUAGUACACUCGACACCUUUACAAAAAGAUCAUGUGAAGGUAUCAGUAGAUAUAAUCUAUGGUGACUAUCAUUCUCUCCAUAUUCCUGUGCCAACCAGUGAUGCUGAUAACCUAGGGGAAGCACUUUAUAGUUUUAUUCAGUGGCCAAGACAUGCGAUUCUUCUUACUAAGACCUCCUACUCGCCUCCAUCCGUGGAAAAAGAUGCAAGUCCUCCCACUAAAAAAGUUGCCUCUGUUAUGGAUAACCAGGUCCAACAAUACCAAAAAAGCAAGCAGCCAAGCGGUUGCCAACAAUUGCAAAGAGGGCAACACAAAAAUUUGUGA